Messenger RNA from Hypanus sabinus (Atlantic stingray), 885 nucleotides. RefSeq names its product caspase-7-like. Gene Ontology annotation, biological process: intracellular signal transduction; proteolysis; apoptotic process. NCBI's taxonomy places the organism in Eukaryota, Metazoa, Chordata, Chondrichthyes, Myliobatiformes, Dasyatidae. The record is from RefSeq and is a predicted model, not a curated record. The transcript has 2 exons. Gene Ontology annotation, cellular component: cytoplasm. The coding region runs from base 1 to 885 and encodes 294 amino acids.
AUGAGAGCAAAGAAGCAAAUCCUUUUGAAAUUAAGAGACACAAUCAAAUGCAUAACAGCUGUGAGAAAAUUAAAAGAUGAACAACUGCAGGAUCCUGAAAUAACUGAUCAUCGCACACGGAUUGUUGCACCCACACAUCUGUACGACAUGAACUACAAAACACUAGGAAAAUGCAUUAUUAUUAAUAAUAAGAAUUUUGAUGAUGUAACAGAAAUGAAUGCGCGUAACGGCACCGACAUUGAUGCUGGAAAUCUAUUCAAGUGUUUUAGCUCUUUGGGUUUCCACGUUAUUGUUUUAAACGACCAGACUUGUUCUCAGAUGAAAACAGUACUGCAGGAUGUUUCUCAGGAAAACCACAGCAACAAUGCAUGUUUUGCCUGUAUCCUUUUGAGCCAUGGCGAUGAAGGCAAGAUCUAUGGCACCGAUGGAGCAAUGCCCAUCAAGACCCUCACUUCUCUCUUUCGAGGUGACGUGUGCAAGACCCUUGUAGGGAAACCAAAACUCUUCUUCAUUCAGGCUUGUAGAGGUUCAGAAUUUGAUGAGGGAGUACAAACGGACUCAGGUUCCGCUGGCGAAGUAGAAACGGAUGCAAAUCCUCGAUACAAAAUCCCAGUGGAGGCUGACUCCUUGUAUGCAUAUUCUACUGUACCAGGAUACUACUUGUGGAGGAAUCCAGGCAAGGGCUCUUGGUUUGCACAGGCUCUGUGCAAUGCUUUCAAAGAAUAUGGGAAGGAUUUUGAGAUCAUGCAAAUUUUAACCAGGGUCAACUACAUGGUGGCCAUGCACUUUGAGUCUUGGUCUGAAGACCCGUGGUUCAGUGAGAAGAAGCAGAUCCCCUGCAUUGUUUCCAUGCUGACAAAAGAACUCUAUUUUAAGCAAAAAUGA